Molecule: messenger RNA, 1431 nt
Organism: Trichoplusia ni (cabbage looper)
Lineage: Eukaryota; Metazoa; Arthropoda; Insecta; Lepidoptera; Noctuidae
Product: proteasomal ubiquitin receptor ADRM1-like
Biological process (GO): ubiquitin-dependent protein catabolic process
Cellular component (GO): cytoplasm; nucleus; proteasome regulatory particle, lid subcomplex
Molecular function (GO): proteasome binding; endopeptidase activator activity; ubiquitin binding
Source: RefSeq, a predicted model, not a curated record
UUGCUUUUUUUCUGUGGUACGUUGACUGACGCUGUGGCUGCUUGUCUUGCCUUGUCAUUCCGACUUUCUUAUUCUUACAAAAAUCAUAGUCAUUCUCAUUCAUUCAUUCGGUGAAUUGCCUGUUUUUGUCAUAUAUUUUACCAAUUUAAUUGUGAUAAAAAUAUAAAUAAACUUAUUUAACACUUUAAAAGUUAUUGACGCAGAUAUAUUUUGUGCAUCAAUAUGUCGGCGACAGCGCUUUUCGGUAAUACAUCUGGGUUAGGCGGCAGCUCAGGAGGCAAUAAGCACCUGGUUGAAUUUCGUGCUGGAAGGAUGACACUGAAGGGCCGCAUGGUACAUCCUGAUAAGAGGAAAGGUCUUUUGUACGUGUAUCAGGGAGAGGAUUCCUUGAUGCAUUUCUGUUGGAAAGACAGAACAACUGGCGAAGUCGAGGAUGACCUGCUAAUCUUUCCAGACGAUUGUGAAUUUGUUCGUGUUGGGGAAUGUACUACUGGCAGGGUUUAUGUUUUAAAGUUCAAGUCUUUUUCCAAAAAAUAUUUUUUUGGAUGCAGGUAUCCUAAAACCGACAAGGAUGAUGACUACUGCAGGCGCAUCAAUGAAGCCUUGAACAACCCACCUACAUCAGGAGGCCGUGGAGGAAGUAGUGGGGUGCAGGAUGGUGAACUGCAAAACAUUUUGAACAAUAUGUCCCAGCAGCAGCUGAUGCAACUUCUAGGUGGAGUAGGCCAGAUAGGAGGACUCUCAUCUCUACUUGGCACUAUGGGGAACAACAGCAGUAGCAACAGUGGCAACACAAGUGCCCGUCCAUCAGCAGGCAGUGGCAACAGUAGUCGCGGUGGCAGCGCGCCACGCACUACUGAGUCCGGUGCCACGCGCACUCCCUCGCGUGCCCGCGAUGUGCCUGCACCCACAGCUACUCCACCAAAUACAGCUACAGCAACUCAGCCCCGUGAUGGAGCGGGCGGACAGAUUUACCUGUCAGACCUGCAACGCUACUUCUCGGGACUAGGCAACGCUCCUCCGGAAAGCGAGGCUGGAGCUGGGGGCGCGGCGGCGCGUGUCGACGGCCAGCUCGGCAGCAACGCGCCGCGCCUGGCGCCGCACCUGCCGCCCGCGCCGUCCGGUGCCGCCCAGGACGAUGCUGCUAACCAAUUCUCGUCGGCAUUGACUUCUGGUCAAAUGGGUCCCGUAAUAUCACAAUUCGGUCUGCCUUCGGAAGUCGCAUCCGCUGCAAACACGGGUGAUAUGCAGGCUUUCUUUAAAGCUCUUGAAACAACAUCCAAUGCGUCUGAAAAUAAGCCCAAAGAAGGGAUGACAAGAAGAAGGAUGAUAAACCCAAAGAAGAUAAAGGUGACAAGAAAGACGAUGAUGCAGAAAUGUCACUUGAUUAACAUUUUAGUUAAGUUGUUUUAAAAAGCUUGGAAUAUGCCA